CCUGAGUGCAAGUGGGUAACAUCCCAGCCAACAGUUUUAUUCAUGAGAAGACUCACUCUGAUUCAAAGAGGAGGAGAAGGCCCCAGUCUCAGCCUCUCUCAUGCAGCGCCUCUUAGUAGCCAGCGAAACGGACCACGGAGUGCUGGAACACAGCGCCGUCGCUGGCAGGAUCCAGACCAAUCAGUCCAAACCUUGGCCGGUCCUUGAUCCCAGGAGGACCACGAGGGUCCCUGGUGCACAGGUCACAAAGACAGUCCCAGAUAGGUGCUGAUGUCACAGUGCCCCAGUUACCAGGGGAACUCCAGUCUCUGUGAAGCCAUCAGGCCUGCCAUUGUCCCCCGGGGCGAUUGACCUUGUGGACAGAGGCAUUCAAAAGCCUUGGCCAUGCUGGGCCCAGCAACAAGGGUGGGUCUGAGAGCUCACACCCGCCACGCAGGCUCCGGCUGGGUGGGCAGACAUGAGCGACAGGCGCAUCGCCCGAAAAUUCAGGAGGAGAAAGCUCCAGCGCUUCUCCCACAUCUCUAGCACCGAGGAACCGCUUGGAGUGAGCAUGUGAUGGUUCGGCCAUGAGGCAGGGAGGACGACCUGGGUGGGAAUGUUGCCCAGCCCUGGAGGGAGGGAGGGAGGAAGCCGGCGCUGCAGGAGCUGAGGAGGCAGGUCCAGUGGAUGGCACAGGCUUGACUUGGCACAUGGGCUGGGCUGAGGAGGGUGGCCACUUCUCCCGUGGCUUGAUUGCACAAGUGCAAUUCCUUGAAAACCAGUCAGUCAGCCAAACGGGGGGCAAAUCUGCACAUUAUUUUCCUUCCAUCCAAACCAAGGCAAGUUAACUUUUCCAGCAAUUUUGGUUGCCUUGAAUUAGUCCUGUGCACUCAUCAGCAUGAUGACUCACCACAACUUGAAAAAUCUUUGAAAUGUGGGUUGAAGUAGGAUUUACUGAGUCACAAUCCGGACAUGCCUCAGAAUACUCACCAGUUUAACUUAGCAAAAAAACCCGAAAACCAACAACCCACUGGAGGAGGGGUUUAUAUUGACUUUGCCAUGUACAAAAUUGUUAUACGAGUUGUCUUUAACCAAACAGAAUCCCUUAACAGCAUCAGAUUAAUGUCCACAUAGAACAAGGAAAAUGCUGUAUCUUUAUUUUUAAGGCAGGGCACUAUUGCCCCCUGGUGUCCAUCUAGGGAAAUGCAUAGAGAUUUUGUCCACCACCAAGUGUUGCUAAAAUACUUAUUCCAUCCAUGCAACAAAUACAAAUUUUAUGAAAGAACUUGUUCCAAGUGAGUGUAAUUAUCAUAGCUUCCCUUAAAGAACUCUGAUCAUCAUUUCUUAGUGUGCAAACCCCACAAAGUCUUGCAACCGAUUUCUUGUGGUUAGCCUUCAGGACUAGCAAAGAAAGCUUUUGUGAACAGGUGGGCCCUUGUUCCAAAAAAACUUCUGUUACAAUAGAUCUGUUUGAUUUAAAGGGCUACAAAAUGCUUCAUUGUCCCCACCCCGACAGACUAACAUGGCUGCCAUACUGGAAGUGGUUUUGUGUGGUGUCAACAUCUCUUUGCUGGAGAUCACUGGCCCACUCUUAGAACUUAAGCAGCCCCCAGACCAAGGCCGCUAACAGCUGCACAACUAGCACACCAUUGCCUAGGUGUCACUCAGAUUGUCACCUUUUUUCUAGGCUCCUGGGCCUUUAACCAGUGUAUAGCAGUCCUCGAUUCAACAGGUGAGGCAUUUUCUGCCACUGCAUGUGCAUCCAAGAAAACAGCAGCACCGAUCAGUGUUCUGCCAGCCGUGCAGCUGUGAAGGCAGAGGGUUCCUAGGGAUGAGACAGCCAGGCUCCCAGUCCAAACUGGAGGUGUGGCACCCUCUCGUUUCAUAUGAAGCGCCCGGAAUCGGAUGGUUCGUGACUGCUCGCCCUCUUGCCUCUCCUCUCCUCUCCCCCAUCUUAGCAGCCCAAGAAGAAGCGGCGGAGUUCAUCCGCGGAGGCCACAGAAGACCAGAAGGGCACAGGAGGAGACUCUGCCUCGAUCCAGAUCUUCCCUCCAGAACUGGUGUGUGGAAGUGGCCCAGGGGUGGCGGGGCUGGGAGCACAGGGCCCAGGCUGGCUUGCGGAAGAGCUGGUCCUCCCGGGGGACCUCGGCUGAGUCUCUCCCUCCCUCCCCAGCUCUACUACAUCAUCUCCUUUCUGCCCGUGAGGGACGUGGUGGCUCUGGGCCAGGCCUGCCGGUACUUCAACGAGGUCUGCGACAGCGAGGGAGUGUGGCAGCGGCUUUGCCGGCGCCUCUCCCCUCGGCUGCGGGACGAGAACUCGGGAGGCAGCCGGCCAUGGAAAAGAUCGGCCAUCCUCAACUACACCAAGGGCUUGUACUUCCAGAUGUUCAGUGGCCGCCGGCAUUUCGUCAGCAGGACGGUCGCCCCGCUGCUCUCGCACGGCUACCGGAAGUUCUUGCCCACCAAAGACCACGUCUUCAUCCUGGACUACAACGGCACCCUCUUCUUCCUCAAGAACGCCCUGGUCUCCUCCACCAUGGGCCACAUCCAGUGGCGCCGCGCCUGCCGCUACAUGGUGCUAUGCCGCAGCGCCAAGGACUUUGCCACAGACCCUCGGAGCGACACGGUGUACCGCAAGUACCUGUACGUGCUGGCCACGCGGGAGCAGCCCGUGGCCACAGCCAUGGGGCGCAGCGAGGGGCCUGGCCUGGCCAGCAGCAGUGGCCUCCGCCUGUGCGACUGUGUCGAGGUCUACCUGCAGUCCAGCGGGCAGCGGGUCUUCAAGAUGACCUUCCACUUCUCCAUGAAGUUCCAGCAGAUCGUGCUGGUGGGGCAGGAGACAGAGCGGUCCCUGCUGCUGCUGACAGAGGAAGGGAAAAUCUACAGCCUGGUGGUGAACGAGACCCAGCUGGACCAGCCACGCUCCUACACCGUGCAGCUGGCCCUGCGCAAAGUCUCCAAGUGCCUGCCCCACCUCUCCGUCCGCAGCAUGCACUCCAACCAGAGCAGCGCCGUCUACCUCACAGACGAGGGCGCUGUGUACUUUGAGGUCCACUCGCCUGGCGUCUACCGUGACCUCUUUGGCACCCUGCAUGCCUUCGACCCGUUGGACCAGCAGAUGCCCCUGGCGCUCUCUCUCCCAGCGAAGGUGCUCAGCUGCGCUCUCGGCUACAACCACCUGGGGCUCGUGGACGAGUUUGGGAGGAUCUUCAUGCAAGGAAAUAACCGUUAUGGCCAGCUGGGCACUGGGGACAAGAUUGACCGUGGGGAGCCCGCCCAGGUGCAUUACCUCAAAUGCCCCCUAGACCUCUGGUGCGGCCUCAACCACACACUGGUGCUGAGCCAGGGCGGGGACUUCAGCAAGGACCUGAUGGGAUGCGGCUGCGGAGCUGGGGGGCGCCUGCCCGGCUGGCCGAAAGGCAGCGCCUCCUUCGUCCGGCUGCACAUCAAGGUCCCGUCCUGCGCCCGCCGCAUCUGCUCCACCCGGGAAUGCCUCUACAUGCUGUCCAGCCACGACAUUGAGGAGCUGCCAGCCUACCGGGAGCUGCCCGCCAGCAAGGCCGGCCUGCCGCCUCCGACAGACACGGAAGCCCUGGCGGCCCGGGCCUGCGAGGAGUACCUGAGCCAGCUGCACAAGUGCCCCACGCUGGAGGGGCGCAUGGCCAAGAUGAAGGAGGCCGUGGGCAGCAUGCCCCUCAUGACCUUCCAGAAGGAUUUCUUCUGGGAAGCCCUGGACAUGAUCCAGCGGGCAGCCGAACUCCGGGACCCCCCCGCCUCCAGCUAGCUCACAGGCUGGGGGGGCCCCCACCCCACCCCCUCCUGGACCUGAUACCCACCCCUUAUACGCAUCAUGGAUCAUGAUUAACAGAGAGAGGAGAAUUCACACUGAACAAUUGGGAAUAAAUACACCACAA
Molecule: messenger RNA, 3893 nt
Organism: Hemicordylus capensis (graceful crag lizard)
Lineage: Eukaryota; Metazoa; Chordata; Lepidosauria; Squamata; Cordylidae
Gene: FBXO24
Product: F-box protein 24
Exons: 8
Coding region: 1811-3763 (650 amino acids)
Molecular function (GO): protein binding
Source: RefSeq, a predicted model, not a curated record